GCUCCAUAGUCUGUGCUCCACUUCUGAUCACUUUGCUGACGUGUUCCGUGUGCACCCUUUCAGACUCCACAUGAGGACGCACAGUCACACUAGCAUUGUAACGUCUCUCUUAUUACAAUUCAUUGUCAUGACGUUGUGCUACUCUUUCCAUGGGACCGUCAACUGCGAACCAUUUCCACUGCGACCUGCAUAUGUCACGACGUGCAGUGGUCCGCAAGAUCUGACACUCCGACGCGCGUGGUGGACCUUCGCACAGAAGGAUUUGCGUAUGGUCAACUUUGCACAGCGCUGUUGAGAGUACGCGAUAUUCGAACGUCGUGGUCAGUGGUCACCCACGAAUGAAGAAAG
Messenger RNA from Suillus bovinus, 348 nucleotides. RefSeq lists its product as uncharacterized. The coding region runs from base 71 to 295 and encodes 74 amino acids. NCBI's taxonomy places the organism in Eukaryota, Fungi, Basidiomycota, Agaricomycetes, Boletales, Suillaceae. The record is from RefSeq and is a predicted model, not a curated record. The transcript has a single exon.